This is a messenger RNA of Coregonus clupeaformis (lake whitefish), 1517 nucleotides long. RefSeq names its product glutathione S-transferase Mu 3. Gene Ontology annotation, biological process: glutathione metabolic process. The coding region runs from base 207 to 866 and encodes 219 amino acids. The record is from RefSeq and is a predicted model, not a curated record. Gene Ontology annotation, molecular function: glutathione transferase activity. Lineage: Eukaryota; Metazoa; Chordata; Actinopteri; Salmoniformes; Salmonidae. The transcript has 8 exons.
CGUCAUCGCCUGUGCUGCUGGCAGAACAGCAGUAACCUUUCUCUCCAGACCGUGAAGGCUCCGGUAGAAAGACUGACAACCGUAGCCACUCGCUCAUUCACGCUUUCCUGCUGCGAGAACUCCUUUUCACUCUGUCGUCUCGUCUGAGUGGUUAGAAUAAACUCGGUGCUGUAUUCUGUGCUACCUUGACCGUGAGAAGGUACAACAUGGCAAUGAAAUUGGCUUACUGGGAUAUUCGAGGGCUUGCUCAGCCCAUUCGCCUGCUCCUGGAGUACACUGACACUAAAUAUGAGGAAGAGUUCUACACUUGCGGAGAAGCCCCAAACUAUGACAAAAGUUGCUGGUUUGAUGAGAAGCACAAACUGGGAAUGGACUUCCCAAACCUUCCCUAUCUGGAGGAUGGAGACCGGAAGAUAGUCCAGAGCAAUGCCAUCAUGAGAUACAUCGCACGCAAGCACAACCUCGGUGGGGAGAGUGAAGACGAGAAGGUUCGUGUGGACGUUCUUGAGAAUCAGGCGAUGGACUUCCGGAACGGCUUUGUGAUGAUGUGCUACACAGACUUUGACAAGAUGAAGCCAGGCUACACAGAGAGACUGCCCGGAACACUGAAGCAGUUCUCAGAGUUCCUAGGAACCAGGAAGUGGUUUGCUGGUGACAAGAUCACCUUUGUGGACUUCAUCAUGUAUGAGCUUUUGGACCAACAUAUAAUGUUUGACGCCAAGUGCCUGGACGACUUCAAGAACCUACAGGAACUUGUGGACCGCUUCGAGGCUCUGGAGAAGAUUGCAGCCUACAUGAAGUCAAGCCGCUUCAUGAAGACUCCUGUCAAUAACAAGAUGGCCAAGUGGGGCAACAGGAAAGAGUAAAGAGGCUAAUGACUAGAAAACAUAAUGGCACAUCAAUCAUAUUAUUAGAUAUAGAAGAAAGACUAGCUAUUCUUAAGGUUGCGUUUACACAGGCAGCCCAAUUCUGAUCUCUGAUCCCAUUUAGUGGCAAAAUGUCAGAAUUGGGCUGCCUGUGUAAAUCUGCCUCCAUGCCAAUACUCAACCAAUCUUUGGGAUAAGUAAUGUUAGGUAUUUUGAAUGGCUAAAAGCACUUACUGUCCAGAAUUGUGAUUUUGUUUUGUACCUUUUUAGAAACAGAAACAUGUAAAUGUUUGAAGUGCUUUAUAAUUGCAACCUUGUGUUAAUAAACCUGUUUUCAUUAAAUGGCAGUCUUAUCACCUCCAGUGAGGAAGCAGUGAAUCACUUUAUUUUCAGGAUGUUACUCGACUAUGCAAAUGACUAAAGAAGUAGAAAAUUAUAUUUUGUUUUAAUGAUAAGAGUACAGUACAUUCAUGUGCAAAAGGAAACUAUUGCUUAUCUGAUUGGACAGUGUGUGAAUGUUGAGGACACUUUGAAGCUUGUCAAUUUGUCCCUUGAUUCUUGGGAUGUGGCUAUUCAGAAUUGCUGAAAAUAAACUGUACAAUCCAACAUGGGCUCACAAGUAUUAAGUAAAAUAAACAAAGUAAGUACAUA